Messenger RNA from Phalacrocorax carbo (great cormorant), 6659 nucleotides. The record is from RefSeq and is a predicted model, not a curated record. Lineage: Eukaryota; Metazoa; Chordata; Aves; Suliformes; Phalacrocoracidae.
AGGGGCGGGUAGCCGCUAUCGUUUCUGGUCCCGGCCCCGCUCGGCUGGUCCCGGCCCCGCUGGGCUGGGCUGGGCUGGGCUGGGUUCGGCUCAGGUCGGCCGGGCCCGGUUCGGUUCCGCUCCCCGGGCCGGCGAUGAGGCCUCCGCCGGCGGGGAGGGAGGAUGGGCGGCGGGCCGCGGGGGCCAUGGCGGAGAGCAAGGCGGACUGGAUGGGCUCGCUGCCGGCGGCGCUGCGCUCCUACCCGCUCUCCAACCUGGCCAUCCCGGGGUCACAUGAUUCCUUCAGCUACUGGGUUGAUGAGAAAUCUCCUGUGGGACCAGACCAAGCCACAGCCAUCAAACGUUUGGCCAGAAUUUCUUUGGUUAAAAAGAUCAUGAAGAAAUGGUCAGUGACUCAAAAUCUGACUUUCAAAGAGCAGUUGGAAGGUGGGAUCCGCUACUUUGAUCUUCGUGUAUCUUCCAAACCUGGGGAAAUAGGACAAGAGAUUUACUUCAUACACGGCUUGUUUGGCAUCAAAGUAUGGGAUGGGCUGAUGGAGAUUAACACCUUUCUUGAGCAGCAUCCCAAGGAAGUAAUCUUCUUGGAUUUCAAUCACUUCUACGCCAUGGAUGACAGCCAUCACUACUUCUUGAUCAACAGGAUCCACUCAGCAUUUGAAUCCAAACUUUGUUCUGUUGAAUGUGUAGAAUAUGUGACAUUACAAUAUAUGUGGGAGAGGAAACACCAGGUUCUCAUAUUCUACCACUACCCUUUGUAUCGGGAGUACCCCUUCCUGUGGCCAGGGAAUAAAAUGCCAGCACCAUGGGCUAAUACAACCAAUGUGCACAAACUGUUACAGUUCCUGGAGACCACUCUUGAAGAACGAAGUCGUUAUGGGACUUUUCAUGUUUCUCAGGCAAUUCUCACUCCUCGAGUGAAAACUAUUGCACGGCAUCUAAUUCGUGGUCUGAAGAACACACUUGUUCAUAGGAACCUGCCCAUGAUUCUGAACUGGGUAAAAGCACAGAAGCCAGGUGUAAUGGGUGUUAACAUAAUUACAUCAGACUUUGUGGAGCUGGUUGACUUUGCUGCUACAGUUAUUGCAUUAAACGACCUCCUUUUAGAAGAAGAUGAAUCUGCGAUUAAGUCCUGACUGCUGUGUCCCACUUGUGCUCUUCAGUGGACAUCUUUGAACUGUGCUAUAAUGUUUUAUUUAUUAAGUGAAACAUGUUGUAAUCUCUGUUUAUUUAAAAAAAAAAUUCUAGAGGAAACAUGGUUAAACAUCAGAGGCGGGUCCCUUCCCCCAGUGAUGUGUGGAACAGAAAGUGCUGUCUGAGUGCUGCUGUGUGUCUGGCUACAUGUUUGACUAAGUUACGCACACAUCUGCUGCAGUCCGGCCGUGGUGUCUGCCUGCCAACAAGAGGCUGGCCUCCAGAGCAGAUGUACCCGAUUAUGGUGCACGUCUCCCUGGUGACUGGACUCACCGUCCCCUGGUGUACCCAUGCUGCGUAUUUCUCAACACCAGGGCUCAAACCAAGGAUUGCUGCUGAUCCCUUAGCAGCAGGCUGGCUUAGUGACCUUAGUGACCAGGCUGGCUGAGAUGGUAUUGUUCUUGGGCCAGCUCAGUCAUAGCUGGGCUCAGCUGGAGGCUGCUGCUGUAUUCAUUAUGCUGUUUCAGAUACUACCUCUGACUUACUUGAAGAAACAAUGUUGCUGCUGUUCAGGGGGAAGCUGUUACACUGUGUGGAAUAUCCAAACUGUCCUUCGGGCCCAAGAGCUUGGGAAGCUCUGCCUCUUCAGACUCCAAACUCUACUCCUGGACCUUUUUGUUUUACUUUAAUACAUUUAUUGCAACCACGUUUGUGUGCUGCUUUUGGCAUUAAUUUGGAGAAUAUUUCAGUCUUCAAAUUAUGAUGAUUAUUAACUCACAAGUCUGAAUUCGUGUUGAGACAUUUGAGAAGCCACAGUGCAACAUUCCUCUUCUGGUCGCUGGUCACUUUUUCCAUCCAUCGAGCUUUCUUUGGGGAAAGUCUCUCUCUCGGGCAGCCUUUCUCUGGAAGGAGGUGGGCUGUGUGGGAGUUUGCUUGGUAUUCAGAGAACUGGAGCUGACAGGGACUGCUCAAAACCCAAGUGUUGAAUCUCUGACUUGCAAUGUGACAGUGAAUUCUGAAACCAGGCCCAAAAGUUGUGCUUGUAGUCAGGGAGCCACAGCUAUGGAGGAGAUAUUUCCCCAGCCUGUGCCUGCUCGUGACAAAGUAAGCAAUAGUCGCACAGGCAGGUGUCAGUGCUGCUUCUUUCUCUAGUCAUAAUCAUUUCUGUGUUGAUUCACAAGAUAACGUGACCAUAUGUGCUUGAGCCAAUGUGAUCACAUGCUAGUACUUACAAGCACUUAACUGGCUAGCUGAUAGCAGUCCUACAGUCUGAUUUAUCUUUGUUUUUUUUUAAAAAAGACAAAAGUGACUGAUUAGCAGAUACUUCUCUGCUCAAUAGUCUUCCUGAAGCAACUGUUGGUGCACUAAUUAUUCAGUGAUGAUGAAUUUGUAUUAAUCUCUAGACUAUUUAUAAUAGAAUGGAUCAUCUUUAUAGAUAUUUUAUCCAAAAGAAAAGUGAAUCUUCAGUUUUAUUUAUUUUGUUAUCAUAUUCUGUAUCUGCCAUCAUAGUCUGACAGCCCAGAAAAAUCCAAAACCUCUUUGCUUGCUUGUCACAAACUCUGAACUCAGGACAAGUUUAGAUAAAGGUUUGCAAACCUUCCAUGUGAACCUUGGCCAGGUUCUGAGCAGACUGUAAUCUGAUUUAUCUGUUUGUUGUAUGGUUUUCAUUAGAGUUCCUUGAAUUUCAUUUAACUGAAUCCUUUUUGCUAAGGGAAUUGGGGGUGGGGAGGGUGUCUGUCUAAAGCUGUCUUUCUCCUUUCCUCUUGUGUUUCAGUGAUGGAAGUAAUGAAAAUCAGUUUUUGGGAACUAAAGCUCUAUUUUCUAGUUCAAAACUGCAUUUGAAAACCCCAGCAGAAGGUUUUUCUUAUUUUUGGUAUUUUUUUCCUUGUUGAUAAAACAGGUUCCAACAGUUUCAAACAGCACUAUUUUGUUAAGUUAUUUAAAAUACCUGGAUUUUCCUUGGUUGAAUUUUGUGUUUACCUACUUUUCUCAUAGCCCAGCUGACACUUGAUGAUAGCGUUAAAUGUAUGGGUUCGGCUUCAGUGGUCUUUUAGCUGCAAAUUGCCUUAGAGCUCAGAACUCAGAAGAACUUGGUUUGAAUGCUGAUGAGGCAGAAAUUAUGUUUGCAAUGUUUCCUGCAGAACUGGAGGACAAAGGGAGAAGGUGAAGUGAGUAUGAUGUUUGCAUUUGACUCUUAAUAUAUUUUGUACUGUAUAUAUCUACCUCAAGAGAUUAUCAGGCUUAAGCAGUACUUACAUUGUGCAUGCACAGUAAUGACUGUUAUCCUUCUGUUGUAUUUAUUUGAAUAGGGAUGUGAUGGUUGUAACUCAGGGCUUUGACUAGAUAUUUUUAACUACAAACUCAGAAGUUUUUCUAACAUAUUUGCUGUUAGCUCUUUCCUCUCAAAAUAGUAUGAAGGCAUGCUAGGUGUUAAGGGUGUUAGCAGAGGGAGAAGAAAUAGAAAAUAACUUUAAGAUUAAUGAUGAAGUUGGGGGGGGGAGGGGGGGGGCAGACCACUUCUUUCAGUUUUGGCCUGUCUGAAGAGACUUGUAUAUCACUUCAGAACAGCGCUUGAUGUUAUGUCUCUGUGAGGAACCUGGCAGUCGCAGUAGUGAGUUGGGCAAUUGGCAGAUACCCUGUGCAGGCAAUUGUAUCUCCUGUGGAUCCUCUGGGCAAUGUUAAUGCUGAUGUUUAGAAUUGGUUUUAGGGUAGUCCUAAACUGUCCUAAGCAAUAUGAACUACCUCUCUCUUGUUACACAUUAUUAUACAGGUAGCUUUGUUACAAGCUAUAGGCUUAUCUGUCUGACACAGCACUACAGCCUAUCCAGCAUUCCCUCACGCUUUGCAAAACAGAGCUCAUCUGGACUUGGACUUUGGGCUGGGGACUCUAUUUUCCGGCAUUAUAAAAGUAAAAAGGUGAGCCGGGCAGGAAGGGAGGAUCAAGGAAGUAGGGCAGUAGUUUGCAUCCCGUGCCCGCAUCAAAGGCGUGGCGGUGUUUUGCCAAGUUUCAGGCAGCAGGAUAGAGCAGGUCUGGCAGGUGAGUUACAGUGGCUGCAGAUUGUACUGAGAAGCUCGGCUGAGACUCUGGCCUCUGAACAGGCUGCAGCCGGGUAGAGCAUGGAGCAACUAACAGCCUGCAAGGUCACGUACAUAUGAUCUUGAAAAUGAAGGUUGGCAUGAAUGCAGGAGAAGGCUGGGAGUUCCUUGCUGUUGAUGUAGACCUGCAUCUGUUGAAUACAGUGAUCAUCUUGCUUUUAUCUUCCACAAGCAAUAGGGUUCACUUUUAAACAGUUUAGGUGGGAAACUCCCCUAGAAGAAUUGUUCCGAGGACUCAACCAUUCUGUAGGUGCUGGGAAAGGAAAAGCCAGGAAACCAGUAGCUGCUUGAGGCAAAACACUUACUUGAAUUGCAUAUUGUCAAAUAAUUAGUUGUAUGGUUCAUUAUUACAGAUUCAGGUUACUUACAUGUUGUGUUAUGACUGUCAUUUCUCUUCCUAAUGGGCAAUCACUGAAUGCCCAGCAUGUUGGUGGUAUGCCUGUUCUCCUGGCACUGAUUGCUGCCAUGUGUGAUUCAAGGGCACACCUCUGUGGCACAGGAGACCUCUGCAUGUAUCCCUGAUGGGGAGCAGCAGGGAGAAGGUUGUUAGGAAGCAUAUAUGAGUGUUUAGCAUCUUACUGUGUGCUUGUAGGUGAAAACAAAUGAGUUUUUAGUAGAUUUUGCAGACUAUCAAUUGCUCAGCUCCUUAUUUGGGAACUACUGUCUUAAAUAUAUUCAACAACUGUGGAGCUGAGAGUUGUAAUGUUGAAUUUUUGAGAACAAAAGGCAGAUAUCUGCUGUCCAACUUUAUCUCAAGAACUGAAGGGAUUCCAACUUGCAGGUGCUUUGCUGUGAUGGAGAGGAUCCCACUGGAGGCAGUUUCAGGCAAGUUUCAGGGGUGCUGUGGUCAGUGAGAGGUGUCAGACUGGGAGUCUCAGAGCACAAAUGCUGCUUGCAAAAAGGCCACCGUUCUGCUAAACAGACUGGAGAAGAAAAGAAUAAAGUGAAAAUAGUAUUUUUGCUCCUGACACACACUGGUCUUUGCUGUGUUGGUACCGAGUCAAUAUGUUGCAGUUCAGAAAGCACCUGCGCUGUAAAGCUGAAGAAGCACUUUUGAGCAGGAGUUUUGGCUCAGAGAAGUAGGGCACCUGCCGAGAUGUUUAUCUAUUGCUCUCAUCUGGCUAAGCCUUUGGAAAUAUUUUCUUUGCGUACCUGUCUCAGGUGUCAGAGUUCAUUGUUGUAUCAUCUAGCAGAUGAAGGUUUAGGACUUCUGUAGAUAAACAGAGGCCAUGGCUGUUAUGAUUUUAAAAUGGGGUUACCCACAGAAGUCUGACAGACCAUGUGUGACAUGAGGUUUACUUGAAUAUAAAAUAUUUAAUACAGAGUCUAUAUGCAGUUUUAAAAAGACUUGCAUCUAGACUUGAGCAUAUUGUUACCCAUCCCUGAUAAGCAAAUUCUUCAGUCAGAGGACCACUGUUCAGUACAAAACUUCAGGCAAAUUUUCAGUGAUUUAUUAAGCACAGAGAAAUUGUCUAAUGUGAAGAACAGAACUGAUGCAAAACUUCAUUAGAAAUUCAGAUCAGGCCAAGAUGUAGUUGUUUUAGCAGUCGAAGAUGUUUUUUGUUUUUCUGUGUCUGACAAAUUCCUAUUCCACCUUUGGUUUUUGGCUCGACAGCUAGGUAGAAAAGCCAGAGCAUACAGUGAAAAGCAAAUAAAUUUUAUGCUCAGGACAUGUAUGUUGGGCUAACUGUGGUAAGAGUGUAGUGACUUCCUUACAUUGACACCUUCCAGUGGUAGUCCUAUUAGCUGUUUGGUUUAGGUUGUUAAAUUAGUCUCUAUGUAUUAAAAAAAAUCAGUCCCACUGACUCAAUAUAUCUAUCAUGUUGAAGAAAUAUGUGUACUUCUGUAAGUGUUGUUGUUUUUUCUACAAGUCUUACCAAGUAAACAAGCUGUACCUUUUAAUUGUAGGGACUGGAAUAGGAAUGUCAGCUUUAGAACUGUUUGAAUCUAAUUUAUAUUCCUGAAUAUUUAUGUAUUGUGUGUUGUUAAUUGAAACUGUACUUCUUUUAGCCUUUGUUAGACCUGUGGUAACUUGGGUAUCUCACUUAAAUUGAACAGCAAUGUAUUCUCUGAAAAAAGCAUAGAUCAGUACAUCCUGUAUAAAAUUAAUUCUGAUGGUUCUUUGAAUUUGCUGAAUGUCAAAUGUAUUUUUCAGUUGGAUUUUCUUAUUUGUGCUAUUUAUACCAUGGAAGGGGGCAGAGUGAAUACAGGUGAAGAGGAGUUACCUAUUCUCUAUUUACAUUUUGUGCAGUUUCUCUCCUUUCUCUGGCACUUUGUGCUUUGUCCAUGUGUCCAGUUCAGUUUUGUGAAACCAGGAUGCCUCAUUGGAAUUGCAGAUAAACUGAGGUUGACAUCUGUUUGUUUCUGCUUUACUCUGCAUCUAAAUCAUUGGGGUUUUUAAUCCUGAAAAUAAAAGCACAACUUGAGCUAAC